This is a messenger RNA of Pyrgilauda ruficollis (rufous-necked snowfinch), 456 nucleotides long. RefSeq names its product E3 ubiquitin-protein ligase HUWE1-like. The annotation marks the transcript as partial. The record is from RefSeq and is a predicted model, not a curated record. The transcript has 3 exons. Lineage: Eukaryota; Metazoa; Chordata; Aves; Passeriformes; Passeridae.
CUGCUCGCCCCCCCCAGCCCCCCGAGCACGAAGAGGGGGGGCCCGGACGACCCCCCCAAGACGCCGAGGCCACUCAGAUGGAGCUGUCACCUGCCCCCACCAUCACGUCGCUGUCCCCAGAGCGGGCGGAGGACUCGGACGCGCUGACGGCCGUGAGCAGCCAGCUGGAGGGGUCCCCCAUGGACACCUCGAGUUUGGCUUCCUGCACCUUGGAAGAGUCUGGGGGGGCUCCCCCUGCCCCAACAGCCCCCCAAAACCCUCCUGGAACCCCCCAAGGACCCCCUCCCGCCCCCCCCGACACCGCUCAGCCUCCGGACGAUAGCUCCCCCCCGGCCUCAUCCUCGGAGAGUUCGUCCACCCGGGACUCGGCCGGGGCCAUUUCCGGCGCCGACUCGCGGGGGAUCCUGGAGGAGCCUCUGCCCUCCACCAGCAGCGAGGAGGAGGAUCCGCUGGCCG